Messenger RNA from Arachis ipaensis, 908 nucleotides. The record is from RefSeq and is a predicted model, not a curated record. Lineage: Eukaryota; Viridiplantae; Streptophyta; Magnoliopsida; Fabales; Fabaceae.
GCUUGCUCGAUUUGCCAUAGUAUUGCUGAAUAGUUUUGCGAGGUACAGAGUCUUGGGGGAAGUUGGGGCAGCAGAGAUAGAGCAAAUUUUUUUUUAAUGUCUUCUUGUAGCAGAACGGUCCACGAAUUGGAUGCAGAGAAUGAAGAGAAUUUUAACAUCUCAGAGGAUAGCGAGAAUUGUGAUGCAAGGAUAUGAGAGACGCCGGUGGAUACAGGGAUGGAGGCAGAGGCAGAGGAGUUGGAGGGAGAAUCAUCGGAUGAACGACACGGUGAGCAAAAUGGCAUGGCUGAACAUGUAAUGCUAAGUCGUGCACAGAUAUUAGAGAUGGAGUUCGCUAACCCGGAUGAGGCGUGUCAUUUCUAUGAGCAAUACAGUCGAGCAAAGGGUUUUUCCAUGCGACAAGGGAAGAAAAUGAAGAAUAGGAAGGGUGAAAUUGUUCGCUACACGUACCUGUGCAAUAGAGAAGGAUUUAGACAUAGAAAAUGGCUUCAGAUGCAGAAGAGGGAGCACAAGGUUGUAACCCACUGCGGGUGUCAGGCUGAUAUGAGGAUAAAGCGGAAAGCCGAUAGCACCAGUUGGUAUGUGUGUCGUUUUGUGGAUGAGCAUAACCACGACCUUCUUCCAGCAAAGUUUGUGUCAUACCUGCCAGCUUACAGGAAAAUAUCAGAUGUUGAUGUAGCCCACAUCGAAAGUUUGAGGCAAGUUGGGAUUUUAAUUCCAAAAAUUAUGAGUCUAUUGCUGCUCAGGCGGGGGGGUUUAACCUAGUUCCAUUCACGAAGAGAGAUAUGUAUAAUGUGGUUAGGCGGCAACGUGCAAUGCACUGCGGCGAUGUGAAUGCCGCAUUACGGUAUUUUAAUUCUUGUGCAAGGGCAUAUGAGAACAUGUAUUGGCGAUACCAGGUUGGAGAU